Messenger RNA from Tachysurus fulvidraco (yellow catfish), 633 nucleotides. RefSeq names its product C-type lectin domain family 10 member A-like. The coding region runs from base 235 to 603 and encodes 122 amino acids. The transcript is spliced from 3 exons. Lineage: Eukaryota; Metazoa; Chordata; Actinopteri; Siluriformes; Bagridae. The record is from RefSeq and is a predicted model, not a curated record.
CCCAACACCCCAACACUUUCACCAAAAUUCUGCUUUGGUUUAAUCAAAGGUUUUGUAAAGUAGGAAAAAGAGACUGAGUGACUUGCAUAAGCCAUUUUGCAUCGAAGAAAACAAACAAAUAUUGGACCAUGUUUAUGUAUAAUAGAAAAGGUGUGAAAUUCUAAUUAAAAUAAUCUGCUGAAAUUGUGAACACUGAUAUUCUUCAUAUCCAUUGAGUUUAUCUACACAUCAGUAAUGGAGCAGAGUCUCUUUAUACUUCUGUUUUUCACAGGAUUUGUUCCUCUUGUCCUGUCUGUCCCUCGCCGGUACUAUCUGGUCCAGCAGAGGAAAACCUGGAGUGAUGCUCAGGCUUACUCCAGAGCCACACACACUGACCUGGCUAUCAUCGACAGUAAUGACAACAUGGUCCGACUUCAGAAAGAAGCACAGAGUCAACAAUUCAGUUCCAGUGCUUGGAUUGGACUCUACAAUCCCAUCAACAGCUGGCGCUGGUCAGUGGGGAAUAAACCACUGGGAAGCACGGGAUGGAGUUCAGGUGAACCCGACAACGUUGGUGGACAUGAGGAGUGUGGCGCGAUUACUCCCUGGGGUUGGGGGAUGUGAGCUGUACUUGGCCACUCCCCUCUGUCUGUU